AUGAUUGAAGCACCAAAUGAUAAAUUUCCUUAAAGAAAAUUUGCAAUCUAAACUGCUCUUGGAGAAGGAUCCUAAGGUAAGGUUUAUUUAGUCAAAGCAAUAAAUUGGGGAAUAAAUGAUCAAAAAUAAUAUGCCAUAAAAUAAUAAACAAAUAUUAAUGAAAAUGAAUAAGCAAUCAUAAAUAAUAUAAUCAAUUACUAAAAUGAAUAGUCCAAUCCACCAUCUUAAAUUAUAAAGACUUAUGAAAUAUUUAUAUAAAAUAAUAAGGUAUUUAUAGUAAUGGAAACUGGGGAAAUGGAUCUAUAUAAAUAUCUAACAUCAAAAUAGCAAAUUAAUUUAGAAGAAAAAAUUAGAAUUAUGAAAUAAGUAUUGAAGCAUAAGAUUUAUUUAGCUAUCUUUAUCGAUUUAGUUUUUUCAUGAAAACUUAAAAUUAGUUCACAGAGAUAUUAAACCUGAAAACUUUAUUAAAGUAGGAAAUGAGUUCAAACUAAUUGAUUUUGGGUUAGCUAAAAAGCCUUAAGAUCGAUUUAUGACAUAAAAUGUAGGAACACCAUUUUUUUAAGCACCAGAAUAGAUUUAAGGCCAAAACAAUUACACUUUUUCUGUUGAUAUAUGGUCACUAGGCUGUGUAUUUUUUGAAAUUUUAAAAGGGUAAACUUUAUUUAAUGGUAUUUUUUUUAAUUUAAUAUAGCAAAUAACAUCUAGCAAGUCUAAAACCUUGUGUUAAAUUACCAUUAAAAAUAUUUGGAGGAUCAAUUAAAUUAGAAUGAUAUACCUUAAAAUUUAAAGAGUCUUUUAAUAUAAAUGAUUUAAUAUAAUCCUAAAGAUAGAUUAACAAUUCAAGAAGUAGUAGGUAAAUUAAAUUAAAUGUAAACAGAAUACUUUAAUAAUAUAAUUGUUAAUUAGAAUUUAAAUAAGAAUUUGA
Molecule: messenger RNA, 925 nt
Organism: Paramecium primaurelia
Lineage: Eukaryota; Ciliophora; Oligohymenophorea; Peniculida; Parameciidae
Source: the annotation of a GenBank genome assembly